AUCUUUUUGUCACUUUCUUUUGUGUACUUGUUCAUGGCUCUAGUAAAUGCAGAAAAACCUGAGGUUGGGUCAUCCCCCUCUAGCUUGGGGCCAAGGAAUAAGAGUUGGGUCCUUUUGAUGUUAAGAUUUGUUGCAUUUUUAGCCACAGCAGCUGCAACAAUUGUGAUGGCAGCCAACAGGGAAACCAAAACCUUUGUUGUUGCCACCAUUGGGAGUACUCCAAUUAAAGCCACUGUCACUGCCAAGUUUCAGCAUACCCCUGCAUUUGUGUUCUUUGUAAUAGCAAAUGGAAUGGGCAGUAUCCAUAACUUGGUGAUGAUUGCAGGGGACACAUUUGUACGGAAGUUUGAUUAUAAAGGACUCCGUUGGGUCACAGUUGCCAUUUUAGAUAUGUUGACAGCGGCACUGAUAUCAGGAGGGGUGAACGCAGCAGUUUUCAUGGCAGAGUUGGGGAAGAAUGGGAAUUCACAUGCAAAGUGGAAUAAGAUUUGUGACAGAUUUGGAAGCUUCUGUGACCAUGGUGGUGCUGCUAUCAUUGCUUCCUUCAUUGGCCUUCUUCUCAUGCUGGUUAUUAGUAUUAUUUCCAUCAUUAAGCUUCUUAAACCAAAAUCACCCCUUGUUGAUUCUCAUGUAUUAGCCCCUUAAUUAAUCAAAUAUUCUCUUACAGCACUCUCAGUUCAUGUGCUUAAUUAUGCUGUGAUGUAAUUCUUGGACUUUGUUUAGGGUUUGUAAGUUUUUAUUGACAGCUUAAUUAUAAUGUCACCAAAAGUUUUACA
Messenger RNA from Ricinus communis (castor bean), 776 nucleotides. Its product is annotated as CASP-like protein 1B1. The transcript has 3 exons. The record is from RefSeq and is a predicted model, not a curated record. Bases 34 to 645 code for a protein of 203 amino acids. Lineage: Eukaryota; Viridiplantae; Streptophyta; Magnoliopsida; Malpighiales; Euphorbiaceae.